Dreissena polymorpha is the source of this 684-nucleotide messenger RNA. Its product is annotated as von Hippel-Lindau disease tumor suppressor-like. Bases 87 to 611 code for a protein of 174 amino acids. Lineage: Eukaryota; Metazoa; Mollusca; Bivalvia; Myida; Dreissenidae. The transcript is spliced from 2 exons. The record is from RefSeq and is a predicted model, not a curated record.
UGUAACCUCUAACCGGUGAUAAUGUAAUACAUGUUCAUUGUUUACAUUUUAGAUCACAUAGCUGACGAACAAUAUCAUACUUGAUAAUGGCUCAAAAUAGAUUCACACAGCCACUUAAAUCGCUUAAUAAUGACAUAAGGGCGUUUGUCAGCUUUGUGAACACGACUAAUCGUAAUGUUUGCCUGCUGUGGCUGGACUAUAAAGGUAAACGAGUCCGGUACGGCGACAUUCCACCAGGUCGGGGCCUCCUAAUAAACACAUAUGUCACGCACCCGUGGAUAGCUUACGACGCUGUGACCAGUUACCCAUUGUUGUUCAACGGAGAAAUGGCGUUCUUUCCGCAAGAACAAAGGGAUAACCAGGUUUUUAGUGAGGACAACAGAGAACUCGUGUCCAUACACAUACCUGUGUACUCACUUUACCGUCGUUGUCUAGAAGUGGUUUACCUACACAUACGUCCAGAUGUCGUCAACGCGGAAAAUAUCCCAACUAACAUCAAGGCUAUUCUGACCAAAAUGCAACCCGUCAGCGACUUUACCGACUACCCCGACUUUCACAGAAUGCAUUACGAAAAUAUUGCGAAUAUUGACAACAUGGGGCCUCCCGAAUGAUGACAUGACAGUAACGAAAACUCUCAUACGUUGUUCCGUUAGUAUGCAUAGCUGUUCACGGUACAUAUAUUCA